AGUAGCGUCCUGGUGUGCGUGCUGGGAGGGCGACGGCCGGACCGCGCAGCGUACGACGAGCGGUGUGGACCGGAGGAGCGGUGACGAGUCGCUCUGGAGCUUUCGGAGGGAGUGGUGACCCCACAGUGCCUGUGUGGUAGUGUUGUGGGAAUGCCACUUUCGGGACGAGCUCGAUCAGAGUGAACGGAAUAGUUGAGACAGACGCGAAGUGGAGAGUUAGCGCGAUAUUUGGGGACACGGAUACGGGAGCACACUCGGAAAAGAGAGGGGCCCCUCCGAAGACGCUCACUGAGCUGGAGUGAUAGUGAGGACAAAAGGUCGCCCUAACAGCGCAGGACCCGCCGGAACUCGAUUACUUCCGGUGACGUUCACUGAUCAAAGCUGCGCUUUAAAUUGUGAUCCGCGUGUUUCAACCGUGAGGACGAUUCUAACGGAAUCUGUGACGCUGACGGCGCGAUGGUGCGAGGCUCCUACGGUGGUCGGUGGGACCUCCGUGCCUGACUUCCUACCGUUCUAGUCGCGUUUUUGUCGCCACUCGGCAGCUGCUGACUCGGCAGAAUCAUGGAGGCCAAACUGAUGACGGAGCUGGACCGGGCGCUGCGCCGGUGGCAGCGGGCCGCGCCGGCCGACUCUGAGGGCGCCGCGGUGGCCCCGGCGCGGCGGCGCGCGCGCUGUCGGCCCCGGCCGCGUCACCAGCGUCUAGCGUGGCACCUCUGGCGCCAGCUGCACCGGCGACUGUGUCGACGCCAGGCGGCCAGGCAGCAGCGACGCCAGGCGCAGGCGCACCAGCAGACUCGGUGCGUCUGGGGCAACUGCAGUCCUCCCCCGUGGCCCCUGAGCCUCACCUCCGACUACCACAGUGACGGCCGCGAGACACCGGCCACCGGCCGCUCCGCCACCCUCCCUCCUCCGGCCGACGCCAGCCUCAGUUCCGCCUACUCGUGGGACGUCCAGCCGAGCCCGCGCUCCCUGCCCUCCUCGCCACCGCAGGAGAGGGACCAGGAGAGUCCCGCGGCGCGCUCCGACGGCUCUUCCUCCUCGUCUGCCUGGAGCAGUGUUCACGAGAGUGACUGCGAGUGCUCGCUGCAGCUGAGUGCGCUCGCAGUGGGAAGUGUCGGUCAGGGUGCGAGGCGCAGGUCGGUGCCGGAGCGCGUCUGCCGCCGGCGCAGGACACACGCGCGGCGCGAGACGCGGUGGCCACGGUGCGAUACGAGUAGAUACGACGGGUACCGAUCCUCCGACGAAGAUAUGGACGCCGAACGAGGACCGCUCCCGGCGAGUUUUCGCCACCUGAAAACGCCGGUGAGCUUCUCGAUGUCAUCCCUGCAGCCUGCCGGGUUCCACACUCCGGAGACGGCGGCCGUGCGGCUGCGAGCCGACCGACCCUACAACAGCCUCUGCAGGAAACGGAAGGAGCGCAGCACGGCUGACCCGUCCCACCGACAGUCGUGGGGCAGUGAGGUCAGCAAAGACUCCUUCUGGGAGGCACUCGAGCCCAGCUACGCCUUCCUCAUGGCCGACCAGCUUAUCGAGUCCUGCAAGGAGGCCAGCGGCGACCUGACCUGGGACGCCACCGACGUACCGGGCAUGGACUCGACGUGGUCAUACGGCGAGUUCAUGGAUCAGUACAACGAGCUCUACCAGUGGCUGAACGAGAUCCAGGUGGUCAUCUACAGCUCGCCCAAGAACAUCACCGAUCGCAGACUUCGCGAGUCUCACAUGGAGGAGAUUCAGCGCAAGUCGUACCGUCGCACCCUGCUGGCGGAGCAGAGCUGCCGACUCCAGAGGCGGCAGCCGGAGCUCCGAGAGGAGGUCCAGUGGAGGCUGGCUCACCUGACGGCCAAGUGGGACACCCUGCUGCAGUGUGUGCGGCCGCCGUCCCCGCCCCCCGCGGGGCACACCGCAGACCCGGACAUCGCCGAUAUUGGGCCAGACAUCGCUCACGAGGUGCGGUGUCUGGAGCAGUGGUUCCACCACAUGGACGGUCAGCUGGGGCCCAUCAGCUUCAGACUCGACCUCAGGUCAACGCAGGAGGCCACCGACAAACUCAAACAGUAUCAGGCGCUCCACGACGAGGUCAAGUCGCACCAGCGGAUCGUGUCGGGUGUGUGUCGCCUCUGCGUCCAACUGGCAGAGGAGGGUGGCCGCAGGCGACUGGUGCGCGUGGCAGAGCGACUCGACACCUCCUGGCAGCAGAUCUACCUGCGCGCCUACGAGUGGACCUGCCACCUCGAGGGGCUGCUCGAACAGUUCAAACAGGGUACCCUGCCGAAGGUCGAGGACGGCUACUCCGCGGACGAAGACGAACGGGAGCCACUCAGCAAGGUCCGACGACUGGGAAACUGUGACGAGGCGCAGAGCGUGCACUCCGACACCGGGUCCUUCUUCGAGGACGACUACCUGCCGAGUGUGUCCGGUAUGAGGGUGCUGGAGCAGGCGGCGCCCGCCAGUGGGCCCGCGUCACCGGCCAAAAGCAUGGAGCGAGAGGUGCUCGACCGCGGCUACUCCUCCGAAAACUCCGGCCAGUCGAGCGACUCGAGCGAGGGCGCCGGCGGCGUGCCGCUCUCGUGCGGCGUCCGCCGCGCCGCCGUCAACACCUCCAACGUCCGACUCGAGAUCGUCACCGCCGACGGCGCCGUCUCGGACGACGCCGACGACGGUUGCCGUGGCGACGAGUCGGCGUCGCGACCGCCAGGCGGCAGCAGCGUCGCCGGCGGCGGUUCCGACGCCGACGGCGAUCAGUUCAGCUCGCCGCAGCGUCCGGCCGACAACUGCGCCACGUUCUACUUCCGACACAGCGACACUGAGUCGGAGCGGGCGCCGCGCGCGCGCCGGCCCGACCCGCUCAGUUCGGACCUCGAGUACGCCAGUCCGGCCUGGCCCGAGAGCGACUCAGACUGGCUCAACAACUCGGGACUGGACGACAGUGACCUGGAGCAGAUCGGAUUCGCCACGGCAGUGGAGAUCCUCUCGGAGCUGGGCGAGCGGGACGCUGCCGUGGCUACGGACGUGGAGCCGGGGUCGGGCGCGGCGGCGGCCGCGGGCCAGGCCGGCCGGCCGCCGCCCCCGCCGCCCUGUGACAGCGAGAUCCACCGCCUGGUGGAGCGGGCCGAGAGUCUGGUGCGCGCUGACCUGCGCCGCAGCCUGCCGCCGCUCGAGCUCGACCGCCAGGUGAAGGCCAAGGGACGGCGUGUGCGCGAGUGGCUGAGACGGCAGCACGGACGGCGAGCCUGUGAACCGGCCGGAGCGGCGGCGGGAGCAGCAGCGGCCGCCGUGGACGUCAGUGGACAGGUGACGGACAGCAGCUGCGAUGCCAGCGGCGAGUACACCACCGGCGAGUCGGACGGAGACGAGGGAGCCUCCUCGGCCUCUGAGGACCUCACCUGCAGCAUGAUCACGUGCCACGAGCUGGCCACGCCCACCGCCGGCGCCAGUCCGCCGGCAGCCGGCCCCGCACUCCUGGAUAUGACGACCACGCCCAAGGUCGUUCUCCGGAGUAAGAAGCGCCGCUCCAACGAGCGUCCGUGGAGUCUGCACGGCCUGACGUCGGCCGGCCGGCUGCGUCCGGCGGCUCUGUCCGUGUCCGAGACGGCCCUCAAUGAGAUGCUGACACCCACCAACGAGAAGGGAGUCACUUCGAGUUCCAGCAACACCACCGUGUCAGCCGGCGCCGUGCCCAAGAUGCUGCCCAACUCUGCCUCGUUCGACUCGCCGUUCUGGGGCGCCCGGCGCCGCUCCCGUCCGCACCGUCACUCGGCCACUCGCAGCUCGGGCAGCGAGGGCUCCGGGUCAUCCCCGACCCACCGGCGCCGCCGCAGUCUCCGCUCCUCGGGCAGCGAGGGCGAGCGAGGCAGGGUUCCUGGAAUGUCCGCCGCUGAAUCUCACCGGAGUUCGAUGCUGUCCUGUACGACGGAGGCCACCCUGGUCGAGGUGGAGGUCUCCCCUCGCACGGUGUCGGACGCCUCGCCCCGCGACCCACCGGAGGAGGUCAGCUCCGUGUCGGAGCAGGCCUGGGACACGUACCAGGAGCUGAAGGAGGUGACGGAGCUGGGUUCGGAGGGCUCGGUGGACCCGGACGCGGUCCGUCGCCUGCUCGAUUGUGACGACUACCGCCGCUUCAUCGACUCGCACUCAGACUGUGCCUCGUCACAAGUCAGCAGCGUGCGGGGUCACACACGGUCACCGGCCAAACGCAGCCGCAGAAAGCCGCGGGCGCCAACCGACUCUCUGGACUCUGACUCCGACUGCGAUGAGCUGCAGUCGAUCCUGGCCGAGUCGCGCGACAACCUGACGGUGGUUCAGGCAGAACUGGAGCGACGUGCCGCCGAUCCGGACGCCACCUAUUCGAGUAUCCUGGCCACGUGUCGCUCCGAGCUGAGUCGUCUGGAGCAGGUCCGGAUUCUGGUGAACCCCCUCGGUCUCAGUCACGACCCCGCGUCGGCCUGCUACCGCACAGAGGUCGCCGAGGUCACAGACGUGAUCCAGCGGUGGGAGGCGCUGCGCUCAGCGGCCAUGGAGCGCCAGCAGAGCGCCGACAACCUGAUCGCCCUCCAGGAGAGAACCCGAUCCUUCCGACACGCCCUGCGGAGCCUGGACGAACGCGUCACGCGCGCCUCCACAAAGGUCGAGAGCGUCGACGAGCUGCAGGCCCACAUCAGCGCCCUCCAGGCGCUGCAGGCCGAGCUGGCCGACCGGCGAAGGGAGCUGGUGGCCGUCAAUACCGACGUACACGGCUUCGUGACCUCUGGCGGCUCUCCCUCCCUCAAAGAGGACAUCGCCACUCUGUACCGACUCUGGGACGAGAUCAACCACAGGGCCCGUUCUCAGCUGGAGCAGCUCAGCGCGCUCCAGUGCACGUGGCGUCAGUUCCAGGCGGCGCGGGCCGAGCUCACAGCCGUGCUCGAGGGAGACCGGCUGAAGCUGGGUCUGCUGCGAGAGGCGCUGCUGACAGGAGGCGAUGUCGGCAGUCGGGUCCAGGAUGUGGCGCGGGUGCUGACUGAGAGGUCGGCACGACUGCCCACAGAGACGGCAGAGUCCGCCGCCGCGGCUGCUCCCGGCAGUGCGGAGGAGGAUAAGUCUGCGUCGCUGCCGGACCCGCUGUCGACCCCGUCGCUGGACGAGCUCUCCGAGGGCACCUCCGGCUACGACAGCGCCUGCUCGGACGACCUCAGUGAGCGCGAGCGGCGGCUGGGGCGGCUGAGGAGGAUGGCACGGGACCUGGAGGCGCUGGUCAGCCCGGCCAGUCCCGCCUGGAACGACAUCGAAACGACGCUGUCCUCGGCGACCAGCGAACUGCGCGACCUGCAGCAGUCGUGUCGGGACCUGGUCAUCAAGACCACGUGCCAGUACCAGCCCGGAGAUGAGGGCGACUGCUCCGCCGCCGACAGCACCGCGCUCAGGAGGAAGAGCUACUCGGCGUCCCGCCGGGAGCUGUCGGCCGCCGGUACGGCCCGCUCGGGCGGCGGCCGGCGCGGCUGGCUGUGGCGGGUGUUACGCGCCGCGCUGCCCUUCCAGCUGGCGCUGAUGCUCUGCUUCUGCGUGGCCUGCCUGCUGGAGCCGCACUGCUGUGAUAACCUCAACAACCUGAGCAUGUCGCUGACGCCCCAGCUGCGCUAUAUGCGCGGCCCGCCGCCCAUCUGAGCCGCCCCCGAGGGGUGGCCCCGGCGCGGGCGGCCGACAGGCCGAGUUUUGGUGCUAGUCAGAGACUGUGGCCCGCAGCGGCCGGAGGGUUUUGGGUGGUCGACCGGCGACCUGGACCUGAAGAUACCGACAGAACAGAGGUGUACGUACAAUGUACGUCCGUCGCUCGGCCCCGGGGAUGGACCAGCGCAGUGAAAUGACCAGUGUCAAAUCCAAGGGGAAAGGGUCGGGGUGUGUCAAUUUGUGGGUGUUUUUAGCGGGUUGUGAAACGAAAUGUUGAUAAUGAUGGUUGACGAGAUCAUGGAUGAUGUGAUGACGAGAUAUGGAUGCGCUUUUCGGUCCUUUUCCAUGUUUGUCAUGCCUCUGUUGAUUGGAUCUGUGCUUUUAGUGAAUCACUUUUGUUGCAUGGUGUGUAAGUGUUCUGGAAUGCGUACUUGUGAGCGGAAUGUAUCGUUUAGAAAGCCUUUUGCCUACGGAAGGCGACCAAGUGCCACAGCAGAUUGACCUGACCCGAACGUGACCUGUGUGCCCCUCGGGGGCUACACCAGCCUCCGCCAGCAGUGGCGGACCCUCACCGAUCGACGUACCAUCGUCCCGAGACCCGCGGUCCUGGAGGCCGGCCGCUGGGCCGCGGCCACCGCCGUCCGCGCGCCGGCCGCCCAGACCGCUGUAUAGACUAACUGUAAGGCGUAGCCGAUAAUGAGCGAUAGGUUAAGACGAGUCUCGGCCGCGGCCGGUCCUUGAAGAGGAGGGAGACCCACGGCUCGGCCCGUCCACCGCUGGCCGCGCGCCGAUAGAAUAAGGGAGCUCGGCCGCGCGCUGCACCAACCGUCCACGCCCCGUCUGUCUGUCUGUCUGCCGUGUGUGCCGCCGUCAGUGACUACUCGCGAGUGUGCCUUACGGGAGCGGCGUGCCGCCGUGGGCGCCGCCGCGCCGCUUGUAAGUACUUCGCAGCGCUUGGUUUGGUGUCGGGGACGCGGGCGCGGCGCCGGCUUCUGUCUAACGCUUCGAGGGCGGCGCCCCACGGCAGCGACGGCCUGCGUGUAGUGCAGAGAGACCCCCGCUUCGAGAGAGAGACAGCAGUCCCGUCCGAAAACUACUGCCAUGACCGACGGGUCGCACGCGGCACGCGCAAUCAAUUCGUAGUCUCAUCGACGAAACCGAUCGCUGAAAUUCGUACAAAGCAUAUCCCGGCUAUUUGUUGGUGUGUGGAGCGAUUUCGACUGGUCGGCGCACCUUGGGCAGGCGCGAAUCAGGAAGGUUCAACGAAGUGGGCGCCAUCAUUGUAUACGGGAAUCGUAUGAAUAUUAAUUAUGUUGGGUCAGCGACGGAUUGCUUCUGUUGCCGGCCGCGGGAUGAAACUGUGUAAUAUGUCUUUAUAUGUUUAUAGACGACGUAAGCCGGUGUGCGGCCUCUGCCGCAGUGUAGGUUCUUGGUAACUUUAAAUACACACCGCUGAAAAUCGGA
Messenger RNA from Amphibalanus amphitrite, 7107 nucleotides. RefSeq lists its product as uncharacterized. Lineage: Eukaryota; Metazoa; Arthropoda; Thecostraca; Balanomorpha; Balanidae. The record is from RefSeq and is a predicted model, not a curated record. The transcript has 24 exons. Gene Ontology annotation, cellular component: membrane. Bases 562 to 5640 code for a protein of 1692 amino acids.